Molecule: messenger RNA, 1557 nt
Organism: Saccostrea echinata
Lineage: Eukaryota; Metazoa; Mollusca; Bivalvia; Ostreida; Ostreidae
Exons: 6
Coding region: 1-1173 (390 amino acids)
Source: RefSeq, a predicted model, not a curated record
AUGGAAAAUACUAGACCCGUCUGUCCGUGGAACUUUGACCUCAAAAUGCAUCUUCUCCAUGUUUUGUUAUUCGUGGUUCCAGUUAUUUGGUGUGUACCUUUGCGAACGUUCAUACAUCAAAAAGUGACAUACACUUCGAACACUCUCGUGUUUGUGGAGUCAUGUCCAACUGAUCCCAGUACCAGAGAACAAAGUUCCUUGGUUAGAUGUGGAAAUAUGUCAUACUAUCAUUGUUUACGGACGGAGGACGGCGGAUAUGUAGAAUUCUGCAAUAAGAGUGCUACAUGGAUUGAAAAGGGAACAUUAGCACUUUUCUCCCUUGACAAGAACACCAUAGUACCGAAACCUUGUCCAUAUGGCUUUUAUCAACCGCUGGGUCGAUGGAGCCACGAGUCAUCCUCUCUCUGUGAUCGGAAAAAAUCGUCAUGUAAUGGAAUUGGAGAAGUCGUCUGCGAAGACGGCAGUAUGACGUCAGACAGACUUUGUCGAUGUGAUAACGCUGACGAUUGGGUGAUAGAAAAGUUCAUCCAAGAAAACCCACUAAACACCUCCUGUGUUCUUCCGUCCCAGACAGACUUUAUGUGUGUGAAAUAUAUAUGUCCUCAAGGACAAGAGUUAACCCCCUCAUAUAUGUGUGUGCGUAAAUGUCGGAAAGGAUAUCAUAGGCCUAGCGGCUCAUUUGAUUGUUCCUCCGUAACCAAUAUCAGUACUGGAAACAUAACAUCUUCAACGUUUAAAACCAUCACAAGGAGAGAUCUAUAUAUUAAACCAGCAAUUGAAUUGUAUCCUGUGGGUAAGGUGUCCAAGUUUCAAACAGUGAUGGCUAUUCCUAUUGCAAUAAUAUUUGUGUUAUCAGUUUCGGCCUGUUCCAUACUUGUGUCCAAAUGCAAGAAAAACAGCAGUACAGAGAAACAACUUCAAAAUUUAGCAAAGAAAAAAUUAUUUGAGCGUCAAGCUAGGAAAAAACACCGACGGAAAAUGGAAAGACGUAAAAAAAGACAGGAGAAAAAGAAUAAACUACAAAUCAAAGUGGACAAAGCGCUUCACAGAAUGGAAGAACGAAGGAUAAAACGUCGAGAGAGAAAAAGACUCUUAGACAUGGAACGGAAGGAAGCACUGAAAGAAUUAGAGAUUGCGGAGAACCCGGAUCAUGUGUCUAUCGAAAUGUCAUAGACCACACUGGUCUUCGACUAUUUAUAGACAAAACUGUCUACCUCAUCACCCAGUCAUAGAGUACAUAUAUCCAUUUAUAAUGCCAGUAUAAUAACGAUUGUUUGUGUAAUCAUCUCCCUCAUCAUAACAGUGACAGGAAGUUUUGUGACCCAAGAUGUAAAGGGAACGAAAUAAUUCCAAAAGACUGGUGUAAUAUUUAAUGACAUUUUUCUGUACCUUUGCAUUGAAUUCCUAUCCAAUACUGAAAUGUUUUAAACUUGCAGGUACCAUUAGGGAUACUGUGCUUUCAUAUGCACAAGUUCUUGUGAGUUUGUAAUCCAAGAUGUAAAGGGAACGAAAUAACAAUUCCCGAAAGACUGAUGUAAUAUUUCAUUAAAUGACAUU